CUCCCAAACACUGAGCUAGCUCUGACAAUGUAUGCAUCAACCACAUCAUCAAUGUGGACAUUUCUGGAAAAUAUACUGCCAAGGUGUGAUGGAGAUUCUCUGUCCUUUAGGAUCCUGUCUCUUCAAUUCUCCCAUUGCCUUCUUCCUCCUCCUCAUGAUGCCCAAAAUGGCCUUAGGGCAGUUCUCAGUGAUUGGACCUGCAGGACCCAUCAAGGCCUCACUUGGGGGAGAGGCAGAGUUACCAUGUUACCUGUCCCCACCUCAGAGUGCUCAGCACAUGGAGGUGCUCUGGUUGCAAUCCACUCGGAUGGUACAUCUCUAUCGAGAUGAAAAGGAUCAGUUUGGAGACCAGGACCCUGAUUACCAAGGGAGGACGGAGCUGGUGAGAGAUGCUAUCACAAGUGGGAAUGUCACCCCUGAAGAUACUGGAUGCUAUGACAACCGCCAAACUGGAAGAAUGAGAAUGCUAAACUCUACCAGUUUUGUUUUAUGGCACAAGCUCAAAGCUGUUCACAGUCCUGGUCAUCCUCUUCUAGAUUCCCUUGGAUUAUCUGCUAGAUUUUCUUUGGGAAUCUCCAUAUUCAUUCCAUUCCAAAGACCUCAGGCUCUACAGCCUUGGGGCAUGGAACAGAAGGAGCAUGAUAGGCAUUGCUAA
This is a messenger RNA of Phascolarctos cinereus (koala), 655 nucleotides long. The record is from RefSeq and is a predicted model, not a curated record. Lineage: Eukaryota; Metazoa; Chordata; Mammalia; Diprotodontia; Phascolarctidae.